This is a messenger RNA of Eremothecium gossypii ATCC 10895, 1110 nucleotides long. It is a transcript of the gene LIP5, whose product is annotated as lipoate synthase. NCBI's taxonomy places the organism in Eukaryota, Fungi, Ascomycota, Saccharomycetes, Saccharomycetales, Saccharomycetaceae. Gene Ontology annotation, molecular function: 4 iron, 4 sulfur cluster binding; lipoate synthase activity. The transcript has a single exon. Gene Ontology annotation, cellular component: mitochondrion. Bases 1 to 1110 code for a protein of 369 amino acids. The record is from RefSeq and is marked provisional. Gene Ontology annotation, biological process: lipoate biosynthetic process.
AUGCUGACUAAGGGUGUGCGUGCGUUGGCAUGGUCGCCCAGGAGAUAUAUCACUCUGGAUGCCGAAGCUGCGAAGCCGGUGGUCGCCAAGCGGAGGAGAAUGACGGAGUUCACUGACAAACUCAACAAAGGCCCAUCGUUCGAGGACUUUCUCACCGGCAAAGCCGCGCAAAUGACGUUGGAUCCACUGGAGGAGGCGAGGCAGAACGCAGAGGAGUCAAAGAAGCUUCCUGCGUGGCUCAAGGUGCCGAUUCCCAAGGGCAAGAACUUUCACAAGUUGAAGGAGGACGUGCGAGAUCUGAAGCUCAGUACCGUGUGCGAGGAAGCAAAGUGCCCGAACAUCGGUGAGUGCUGGGGCGGCAACAAGGGCAGUGCCACUGCAACGAUCAUGCUGCUUGGGGAUACUUGCACGCGGGGGUGCCGCUUCUGCUCUGUGAAAACGAACCGGACACCAGCGAAGCCUGACCCCAAGGAGCCGGAGAACACUGCAGAGGCCAUCUCGCGCUGGGGGCUUGGAUAUGUUGUGCUGACGAUGGUGGACAGGGACGAUCUGCCCGAUGGCGGCGCACACCAUCUUGCUGAGACGGUGCAGCGCAUCAAGCAAAAGGCGCCACAUAUUUUGGUGGAAACACUUGCGGGAGACUUCCGGGGCAACCUAGAGAUGGUGGAUGUGAUGGCCCGUUCAGGACUUGACGUUUACGCCCACAAUGUGGAGACGGUUGAGGCGCUAACGCCACAUGUUCGAGACCGCAGGGCGACUUACCAGCAGUCGCUCAGUGUGUUGAAGAGGGCGAAGCAGACGGUUCCAACCCUAGUUACAAAGACAUCUAUCAUGCUUGGGAUGGGCGAGACAGACGAGCAGGUGCUACAAACUAUGAAGGAUCUCAGGGCUGUGGACUGUGAUGUCGUUACAUUUGGCCAAUACAUGCGGCCAACCAGAAGACAUAUGAAGGUAGUUGAAUACGUUAAACCCGAGAAGUUCGACUACUGGAAGGAGAAGGCCUUGGAACUUGGCUUUCUGUACUGUGCAUCUGGUCCACUGGUCAGAUCUUCGUAUAAGGCCGGCGAAGCAUACAUAGAGAACGUUCUGCGGAAUCGACGCCAAGCAUAG